UGACUCUAAGCUACCGGUUAGGCCAAACUCGCAAGAGAUUCUCUCCCUUUCCCCUGCCCAGCCAAAUUUAAAAUACGACUGAUUUUGAAAACAUUGGUUCUUGGUUUUCAAAAGAAAACAGGACUAUUGUCUGCUUUCUUUUGGAAAUCACUACCCAGCCUAAUUUAAAAUACAACUGAUUUUGAAACCAUUGAUUCUUGGUUUUCAAAGGAAAGCAGAACUUCCAUCUGCUGUCUUUUCUUCCUUUAUUCCCCUCUCCCUCUCUACUCAAUCCAAUAAGAACAUUGAGAUGGAUAAAUUGAGCGACUUGAAGCACCUGUUUGUGACAGUAUUUCUUGGAAACUUUGCAUUGAAUGUGAUCCCUCCUGCCAUAACUGACAUCACAGUGGGGGCACUAUGCCCUGCUCAAGACGAAUGCUCUCUUGCCAUUUAUCUCUCCGGUUUCCAGCAGGCCAUCUUAGGGCUCGGGUCAAUGAUGAUGUUGCCUUUGCUUGGACAUCUAUCCGAUGUAUAUGGAAGGAAAGCUUUGCUCACAGUCCCGGUGGCUGCCUCUAUUUUCCCGUCAGUAAUAUUGGCAAUUGGGAGGUCAAGAAACUAUUUCUAUGCGUACUAUGUGGUAAAGACCUUCACUGGCAUGGUCAGUGACAAUGGAAUUGAGUGCCUCUCCAUUGCUUAUGCGGCAGCUAACAUAUCAGAAGAAAAACGUGUUUCUGCAAUUGGAGCUGUUGCCGGCAUAGGCUCAGCUGCAUCUCUCUUUGGUACCAUGGCUGCUCGUUUCCUCUCCACUGCUCACAUCUUUCUGGUAGCAGCCAUUUCUUCAGCGGUUGCAGCAAUAUACAUGAGAAUGUUUCUAAAGGAGACGAGUGGCUGUGUUAACACUGAUCCUCUAGACCAACCCAUAUUGGUCGAUAGUGGUGCAGAAUGUUCUCAAUCUGGAAGUGACUCAAAAAAGAUAGUAUCACGGAGCUUUAAGAAAGUCCUACCACUCAAAGAUAUUUUCUGCUUGCUCAGGAGUAGCGUGACGCUUUCGCUAGCAACAGUCAUUGCUUUCUUGAAUGGUCUAGGGGAAGGUGGACAACAAACUCCAUUUUUGUACUUCUUAAAAGCUCGACUUCAAUACAACAAAGAUAACUUUGCUGUUUUGAUGCUUAUUGGCUACAGUAUGGCAGCAAUUGGCCAGUUGUUCUUGAUGCCUAGGUUGGCUCCCAUUAUAGGGGAGGAAGCAAUUCUGUCCUUAGCCCUCAUUGCUGGAUUUGUAAAUAUGCUAAUUGAUAGCAUUGCAUGGGCAGUCUGGGUUCCUUAUGUAGCUAAUUUGUUGCCUAUCAUUGCCUUCCUAACAAGACCGGCUUUACAAAGCAUUGUUUCGAAGCAAGUUGGGCCAAAUGAACAGGGAAUUGCUCAAGGGUGCAUAGGAGGAAUAAGCUCAUUCGGCAAUAUUCUUUCUCCAUUAAUAUAUACUCCUCUAACAGAUCUAUUUUUAUCUAAGAGGGCUCCAUUCAAUUAUCCUGGAUUCAACUUGUUCUGCGUGGGCCUUGCUUGGUUGAUAGCGCUUAUCCCUAGUAUGAUGAUACAGUUUGGUCCCCAUAAUUCAAGACUAAAAAUCAGAGACCGAAGCUGCAGCCUGGAUGCUUAAAUUUAGAGGCUCAAAGUUAUUUUUUUGACCGAUUAAUAUGUUUAUCUAUCCGCUAGGAGGUUUUCAGUCACUUAAAUCUUACGAGAAAGAGAAAUUGUCUCAUCAAAUGACUGGGAUUAACGUGUAAUACGUGCAAUUAAAGGCUUAUCUCAAAGGAAAGGUCAUCACUAGCCUGUAGGAGGUUUGUUGAGGCCAAACGUGUCGUAAUCCAUUUUCUUUCAAUCCAAAUUUUGAUUAGUCGGGCAUGUUUGUCUGAUAUUCACACAAAAUCAAAUUGCCCGAUUUGUGUGUGAUGACUUCGUCAAUCAAUGAUAGCAAAUCUGGAUUAUCUGUAAUUAAAA
This is a messenger RNA of Lycium ferocissimum, 1974 nucleotides long. RefSeq lists its product as uncharacterized. The coding region runs from base 290 to 1633 and encodes 447 amino acids. NCBI's taxonomy places the organism in Eukaryota, Viridiplantae, Streptophyta, Magnoliopsida, Solanales, Solanaceae. Gene Ontology annotation, biological process: transmembrane transport. Gene Ontology annotation, molecular function: transmembrane transporter activity. The record is from RefSeq and is a predicted model, not a curated record. The transcript is spliced from 14 exons.